ACGAGGAAAUCAACAUGGGAGUUUCGAGAAAUACAGGCAACCAAUGACCUGCCUCAUGCGUUUACCUAUGGCUCGUUCUGAACUGACUUAAUGACUGAUAUUGAUAUAUGGUAAUUUUUUCACCAGAUCACAUGACACAAUUACCUCAAGAAUCGAUCAAGAUGAAUUGCACGUCAGCGUGCGUUUCCGAUUUUUCUCCCUCACGAGUCCUAUCCACACGCAUAUGGUGCAAUAGAUGGGCAAAGUUUAACACAGCCAAGCAGCCGAUUUCUGCUUUCUACCGUGAGCAAUGACGGAUUACGAUGAUCGCAGUAACUGUGCUUCUAAUAUGUAUUUACCGUACUACGUUUCUGCACCCGAUUUCUCGUCUGUCUCGUCGUUUUUACCACAGACCACGUCGUGUCAAGUCAAUUUUCCCUAUUCCUCGAACAUAGCUCAAGUCCAACCUGUUCGUGAGGUGUCUUUUAGGGACUACGGACUGGAUCAUCCGAGCAAAUGGCAUUACAGGGGCAAUUACGCAUCGUACUAUUCGACGGACGAGAUAAUGCACCGGGAUCUCCUGCAGUCAUCAAACAGAGCGGAAAUGCUUUUCAAAAACGAUCCUGUGUACAGCCAUCACGGCAGCACGAACUCCUCGUGCAAUUUCUUUACUAACGUCGGCCGGAACGGGGUGCUUCCGCAAGGAUUCGAUCAGUUUUUUGAAACUGUUAACUCUGAAAAGCCCAACGCCGAGCAGUCCAAACAAAAAACUGAGACCAGUGUCCCCGGAGAUGUUGCAUGUAAUAAAGUGUCUACAGAUACCGUGGAGCAGACCAAACGAGAAGCUACAGAAACUACAGAAGAGGAAUCCUCGAUAUCAACCUGCGACGAAGAAAAGAUCAACGGCUCAAGUGCAACCAAGUCCAGAAAAAAGAGGUGCCCUUAUUCAAAAUACCAGAUCCGAGAACUUGAACGAGAAUUCUUUUUCAAUGUGUACAUAAACAAAGAGAAACGCCUGCAGUUGUCAAGAAUGCUCAGUCUUACAGACCGACAAGUGAAGAUUUGGUUCCAGAACCGAAGGAUGAAAGAGAAAAAGUUAAACCGAGAUCGCCUCCAGUAUUUCACUGGAAAUCCAUUGUUCUGAAAGUCAUAAUGUUGUCCGCUUCGGACGACCAUGUCUUCUAUUUUGUCAUGUUUGUGGGAAAAAGACACAUGAGGUAUUUUCACGUCAACUGUAUUUUAUAUAACUAUGCAAAAAUAUUUGUUAUCAUAAACGAAUUUUAUCCGCAAUAAUAAUUCAACAAUAAAUAUUUAAACAAAUCGUGUAUUCACAGUGAACGAAAAUAACAUGGGUACCUGGACAAUCUCUUCAUAUUUUUAUGUUGAUGACAUUGCAAUUCAAUCACAUUAUUUGUAUUUAUUUAUUGCAUUUUCCACAGUUCGUUGAAAUACAUAAAUUCAAGUAUCAUUUUACAUUGCGUAAGCAAAUAUACAUUUGAUUACAGUAAUCAAUACGUACAUACAUUAAGGUAGAGUUGUGCAGCAUUUAUUCGUGAGUAGCAUGUAAUGGAUUGAUGUUUUGAAUAAAUAAAAGUACAAAAACUUAUUUGCUUAUUUCUUUUUUUUGUGCUGUGACUACUCUCCUGGUAUUUGGCAAAGCGCACAUUGGUCAGCGCAUAAAUGUUGUUUAGAGUUAGAGUUACAAGCUCUUAUUAUAAUUCCAUAUAUUAUAUAAAGUUUACACUUGCUGUUUUAAAAUGCUGUUUUGAAUAGUACAGAACAUGAGAUAAAGAAAAACUAUUUUUACGUUUUAAUAGUUGAAAACUAUAGCUUCAUAACGAAUUCAUUUUCUUCUAUGUUGUUUCACACUAAGGCUGUUUACUAAACCUUGAAAAGUCUAGACAGUACAAUAAACUUUGGGCAGUAAAUUAAAUUGGGGCUAUUCGACCCUCUAUCCACUUUAACGGCGAAUUUGCCUUAAAACACAAAGACUGCACAUGUUAUUUUGCUGUUGUGAAACUCAUAUAAUAUAAUAUAAUAAUAAUAAUAUAAUUUAUAUCAAGAAGUCUGUUACAGAAGAGGUCCAGUUUUGAAUUUAGGUAGUUCGCGUUAUUCCUCUCUACAAGCAC
Molecule: messenger RNA, 2108 nt
Organism: Paramisgurnus dabryanus
Lineage: Eukaryota; Metazoa; Chordata; Actinopteri; Cypriniformes; Cobitidae
Gene: hoxd11a
Product: homeobox D11a
Biological process (GO): anatomical structure development; regulation of transcription by RNA polymerase II
Cellular component (GO): nucleus
Molecular function (GO): RNA polymerase II cis-regulatory region sequence-specific DNA binding; DNA-binding transcription factor activity, RNA polymerase II-specific
Source: RefSeq, a predicted model, not a curated record